CUGCUGCGACUGCAUUCACAUCUGGCGCCGAUACCAGCAAACAAAUCACUGAGUGAACACACGUCUCUCCCCUGUCUUUCUCUCUGCCUCUCUAUCCAGUCACUUUCACAACUUCCCUCUCCCCUUCUGAAUCGUAUCAUCCACCACACUUCCUUUCAAUCAAUCGCAAUCAUGGGCCGUUCCAAGCAGAAUGAGCGUGUUCAGGCUGGCCACCAGCAUGAUAAACACCAGGAACAAAGUCAUCACAAGCAACCUAUUCAAGAACCAGAAGCUGAACAUGACUACGAUGACGAACAGGCCUCUACAAACUACAAAGAAGCAUUCUCCCUGUUUGAUAAGCGCGGAACCGGCCGUGUUGCCCUCGAGUCGCUCGGAGAUCUUUUGCGCGCAUGUGGCCAGAACCCCACUCUUGCUGAGAUUAGAGAACUGGAGAAGGGGAUGGGUGGCGAUUUUGAUUUCGAUGCCUUCCAGAAGGUCCUUAACCGGCCCGGUGGAUUCCGGGACCCGGGCGAACCAGAGGAAUAUUGUCGCGGUUUCCAGGUCUUUGAUAAAGAUAUGACUGGCUUUAUCGGCGUUGGUCAGCUUCGAUACAUCCUUACAAACCUCGGCGAGAAAAUGUCCGACGAAGAAGUCGACGAGCUUCUGAAGGCUGUUGAUACAAGCUCCGGAGAGAUCAACUACACCGAACUCGUCCGAACCAUCCUUGCCAACUAAAUAUCAGCGAGCCUUUCGAACAGUAUGACAUUUUAUGGACGAUGAUAUGAUGUAUUUCCUGGGUUUCAUGGUUAUUUCUCGCUCUGCUUACCCGCUGUUGUCCUCGUCCGAUAGACCUACGAUGCGACGUUCGCAGAAGUUCUCAGCUGUUUUCGGCAUGGCGAUAUAAAGUCAUGGCAUGACGGAGGGUUAUUUUGUUUUUAUCAUUUGACAUGCAUGUUUUACCUUGUGAUGGGGCGACACGGCGGGUCGGUGUAUUGGUUAUCAUGGGUACUGGUUCGAUGGGAUAAAUUAUGAUUGUUAAGACGAAGAUUUGAUAAUCGUGCAUUACCAUUAAUGGCCUUGCAUUUUCGAGCCCUUGCAGUUGCUUGGUGGUACGAGCACCACCCGCUCUUGAUAUAGAUCAAAGCUGGACCACGCAGGCCAUGUUGCUACAGGGUUAUGCGUGGGCGUACGUAGUUGUAUGCAGCAACAACCUUAAUGAUUUAGC
Molecule: messenger RNA, 1204 nt
Organism: Coccidioides posadasii C735 delta SOWgp
Lineage: Eukaryota; Fungi; Ascomycota; Eurotiomycetes; Onygenales; Onygenaceae
Product: SCF ubiquitin ligase complex subunit cdc4
Biological process (GO): mitotic actomyosin contractile ring assembly
Cellular component (GO): myosin II complex
Molecular function (GO): calcium ion binding
Source: RefSeq, a predicted model, not a curated record